Molecule: messenger RNA, 1652 nt
Organism: Cryptomeria japonica (Japanese cedar)
Lineage: Eukaryota; Viridiplantae; Streptophyta; Pinopsida; Cupressales; Cupressaceae
Product: cinnamoyl-CoA reductase 1
Exons: 6
Coding region: 263-1231 (322 amino acids)
Molecular function (GO): oxidoreductase activity, acting on the CH-OH group of donors, NAD or NADP as acceptor
Source: RefSeq, a predicted model, not a curated record
AGCUUGUGGGUCGAACUCGAUAAUAAAAAAAUAAAUCUUUAAGAACAUGUAUUUUUGUAUCUUUGCAAUAAUUAAAUCUGGCGUAGCUUUCUAAUUUAAAAAAAAACAACCAACUUAUGAUAAGUGAAGCCAGGCGUUCCGUACUGUUUUGUAUAGAUUGGCAUCCUGUCAGCUGGUGGAUAUGCUCUGCUAGUAAUAAAGUUUCAAGGGAGUCUGCCUUUGUCUCUGGUUUGUAAAUCUUAAAGGUUAUACUGAUCCGACAAUGGAUAACAAAGAAACUGUAUGUGUGACUGGAGCGAGUGGAUUCAUUGGGUCAUGGGUGGUUCGUUUGCUCUUGGAGGGAGGUUACUCUGUGCAUGCCACUGUUCAGGAUUUGGGAAAUGAGAAAGAGACCAAACACUUGGAAUCCAUGGAAGGAGCCAAGGAGAGGCUGAAAUUGUUUGAAGUAGAAGUGAUGGAUUAUGAUUCUGUUUAUGCUGCCAUUAGUGGUUGUGUGGGUGUUUUUCAUCUAGCAUCUCCUUGCAUUGUGGAUGAAGUCAAGGACCCACAAAUUCAGCUCUUGGAUCCUGCUAUCAAGGGUACUACGAAUGUCUUGCAAGCUGCCCACAAAGCAGGAGUGAAACGUGUAGUGGUAACCUCGUCAAUCUCUGCAAUCACUCCCAGUCCAAACUGGCCUGCUGAUGUGCCCAAGGAUGAAAACUGUUGGACUGAUCUUGAUUACUGUGAAAAAAAUGGGAUUUGGUAUCCUGCAUCGAAAACACUUGCCGAAAAAGCGGCCUGGGAUUUUGCCAAGAAAACUGGUCUGGAUGUGGUUGUCAUAAAUCCAGGCACCGUGAUGGGACCUAUUUUGCCUCCAGCUAUCAAUGCUAGCAUGGCCAUGUUUCUUCAACUUCUUCAAGGCUGCACUGAUGGGUAUGCAAACUUUUAUAUGGGUUGUGUACAUGUAAAAGAUGUUGCAAAAGGACAUAUCUUACUAUAUGAAUCUCCAUCAGCAUCUGGAAGACACCUUUGUGUGGAAGCAACGACUCACUGGAGUGAGUUUGCUGAUAUGGUAGCAAAACUGUAUCCCGAGUAUAAAGUGCACAGGUUCACAGAAGUGACACAACCUGGUCUGCUACGAGUUGAAAAUGCUCCAAAGAAAUUGGUUGACCUAGGAUUAGUUUUUACACCGAUGGAGCAAGUCAUCAAAGAUUCAGUUUCCACUCUUAAAGAAAAAGGCUUUUUGAAUUAAACAGCACAAUGCCAAAUCUUUGCAUGUUGUGGUUCUAUGUAAUAUGUAUAGCCGAAGGGGAGGUUUAAUUGGUUAGAAAAGGAAAUAUGCUUGAACCCAUCAACAUCGACUUAGUGUUUUCUUUCUAUCAUUUCGGAUGAUAUUUAGUUCAUGUAGUUUGUCUUAGAUAGUACUGUAUAUUUUUGCCUUCCAAAAAAAUUCAGUUGUUGCCUUUUAAGGAAGUUUACAGAGAACAAUUGCUGUUUUAUUCCUCUAGCUAGCACUUCAAGUGCAAAGGAGGAUUUUCAUAUAUCAGCUAUAAACUUAGUCCUGAAAUAUAAUGGGGUUUGUCAUAUUGUAGUUGUAAAUAUGCAUAUGAGGAGGGGCACAGGAUAUGUCAAACAAUUCUGCUUUCUAAGUCAAAACUUGAUUUUAGAGAAUC